Molecule: messenger RNA, 4435 nt
Organism: Siniperca chuatsi (mandarin fish)
Lineage: Eukaryota; Metazoa; Chordata; Actinopteri; Centrarchiformes; Sinipercidae
Gene: gon4la
Product: gon-4 like a
Exons: 27
Coding region: 16-3696 (1226 amino acids)
Biological process (GO): regulation of DNA-templated transcription
Cellular component (GO): nucleus
Molecular function (GO): transcription coregulator activity
Source: RefSeq, a predicted model, not a curated record
AGGAAGGAGCGCAGGAUGUUGAAGAGGUCAUGUUUCUCCACAAUGAACCCGGUCUGCAAACGCCUCAAACUCAGCCCGUCCAGACCUGCUGUCAGCGGCAGACCGCCGCGCUCCGGUCCGCAGCUCCUCUCCCAUGAUGCUCCGCUGCCGCCGCCUCCUGCUGCUCCUGCAGGGGGCGGAGCUGAGGAGGAGGAGGAGGAGGAGGGUUACCUGCUGGUGGAGGAAGACACCACCGACUCCAGCCUCAUCAUCACCAUGGAGGACAGCCAGGUGGAGGUGAAGGCAGCGAGGAGGAGAGCGGUGAGGAAGAGGAAGAAGAGACUGACCGAGGAGGAAGAGGGGGGCGGAGCCUCGGAGAGCGAGGAGGAGGAGGCGGGCGUAGACGUGGAGAUCGACAGACAGCUGGACCAAUCGCUGGAGACAAAGUCCAAACAGCACAACCUGACCACGGUGAACGUCAGAAACAUCAUCCACGAAGUGAUCACCAACGAACACGUGGUGGCCAUGAUGAAAGCCGCCAUCAACGACACCGAGGCCGUCCCUCCAUUUGAGCCCAAAAUGACUCGGUCCAAGUUUAAAGAAGUCGUGGAGAAAGGAGUGGUGAUUCCAGCCUGGAACAUUUCUCCCAUCAAGAAGACCAGCGAAGUCAACAAGGCUCCGCAGUUUGUGGACAUCCCUCUGGCUGAGGAAGACUCCUCCGAUGAAGAGUACCGUCCUGAUGAGGAAGAGGAGGACGAGACUGCUGAAGAUACGUUCCAGGAGAGUGACAUGGAGAGCACAGCUUCGUCUCCCAGAGGGAGUCGGCUGAACAGGGUGGAGGAGGACAGCUGCAGUCCCUGGCAGACUUCUCGGAGUCGCUCCAGGCGUUUGAGGGCGGGGUCUGUCUCAAUGGGACCUCCCCCUCCCCCCAAAGCCCCGCCACCCAAAGCAGUGACUGACAGCACCUUCCUGGAGGAACUCCAUGCUGUGGAGGAGGAGCUGGCUGUGUGUAUGGAGCCCUACCAGCCUCUGUCUGAGUCGGAGGAGGAGGUGGGUCUGAUGGCGUACCGGACUCGGUCCAAGCGUCCUCUACGUGACAUCCCGCUGGGCCGUCUGGAGGCGGAGCUCCGAGCUCCUGACAUCACACCUGACAUGUACGACUCCAGCUCCGCCCACGAGGACAGGGAGUGGACUGAUUGGCUGAGAGGACUAAUGACCUCAGAGAUGGACAAUGAAGAGGAGUGUGAUGAUGAAGAUGAUCCAGAAUAUAACUUCCUGGCUGACAUCGAUGAACCCGACCAGGAGGAUUACCGCGACGACAAGGCUGUCCGCAUCACCAAGAAGGAGGUGAACGAGCUGAUGGAGGAGCUGUUUGAAACACUGAAAGAAGACCUUGCGGGACAGGAAGUGGAAGAUGAAGGCCACGAGGAAGAGGAGGAGCCUCAGGAGGAGACGCACGCUGUUCAAACACACACACCUGCGGAGCAGCACAACACAGGACCAGGUGAUGACGAGGCGGCGGACGGACCAAUCACAGAGCUGCGUACGGUGAAGCAGCAGCUGGCGUUGAUCAAGAAGAGACAGCAGCUCGGUCUGCCGACACACACACUGUGUAACACGCACACACACAGUCCGGAGCCAUACACACUGAAGCUGGACGGACAGCAGAGGAGCAGACUGCAGCAGCAGCUGCAACAGCACGUCCAGCUGUUGACUCAGAUUCACCUGCUGAGUUCACCUGUGGCCAAACUUCACAGUGAGGCUGAGACCACCAGACAGUUCCUGUUUGAGUUGGACCUGUUGGCUCAGAGGGGCGAGCUGCUGAUGUCUUCAGGACGUCCUGGUUUCUGCAGCGUCUUCAGAGCCUCCAACCUGCAGGGGGCGCUGCAGCUGCUGGAGGAGCUGCGACAGACCCCCAUCAGCUACCAGCCGCAGCACCACCCGCCUGACACCAGAGGACACAUGCGUUGCUACCCCGUCAUGCCGGCUGAGCUGGCCUGGCUCUUUGCCACCCGUCCCCCCUUCCUGUACCCCGAGCUGCUGCCCUGUGCCAGCCUCGACCCGGCGUUAUACUGCCCCCGCAGGACGGCUGCCUUCACUGCAGCUGAGGACUGCCUCCUGGUUCUCGGUCUCAGGAACAUGGAGGGGGCAUGUGACCCCACUAAGCUGGUGUCUCAGUUCCUGCUGAGGAAGACUCUGGUCCAGGUCCGACGGAGGAUCCUGCAGUGCUGCAGACCUGGUUUCCCCGACAACAUCGUUAAGGCGUUCAGGUACCAGCGGCUGCUGUGGCCGAUGCUGGUGGCCUGCCGGCGCGUCGACCCGGCAGAGCGGCGCCCCCCGGUGGAGAGAGAGGAGCGCGUCAUGCCUCUGUGGCUGGUGAGGAGUCUUCCUGUCAUCUACCCGACCAUCAAACGCUAUAACAGCCCGUCUGGCUCCGCCCCCGAGGCCCCGCCCCUGCAGCUCAGGUGGAGCCCGUCAGAGUCACCUGACCUUCCUCCGCUCUGCCUCCAACACCUACAGCUUCCCCGGGACCAGGUACCCCCCCGCCUCCCCAAACACCUUGACUUCAGGCGCAUCGGCUUUGUGCUGCUGCACGAGCACCUCCCCCUCAGAGCAAAUCAGACGACACUAUCAGACUCUAACCAGCCUGAGGAGGAGGAGGAGGAGGAGAGUGAUGAAGAGGCUGUUACUCCUCCUCCUCCUCCUGAAUACCCCGCCCCCUCUCAGGAGCAGCAGCAGGAGGAGGAGGAGGAGGAGCAGCAGCAGGAGGAGGAGGAGGAGGAGGAGGAGGAGCAGCAGGAGGAGGAGGAGGAGGAGGAGGAGGAGCAGCAGCAGGAGGAGGAGGUGUUUGCUCAGGAUUAUCUCCUCAGAGUGUGUGAUGCGGUGCAGGUGUCUCCGGGCCUCUCUGAGCAGCUGCUGCAGGUGUUGGACCAGUUCUCAGCGGCGGGGCCCCCGGGGGCCCCGGAGGUUCUGUACGACAGGCUGAGCCGCGUGCUGCGGCCCUGGCCUCAGCUGCUCAGAGACUUUGCUGCCUUCCUGAGCCGAGGACAGGCCCGCCGCUGCGGACUGCUGCUGGAGCAACAGCUGUUCGAACGCAGUCGGCGGUUUCUACGGCGACUGGGGCGGAGCCUGGGAGAAGGCUCCUCCCUCUACCAGCAGGUGGUGUCAGUGCUGCAGGGAAGCUCCGCCCCCCCACCUGCCGACAUGGACAAGAUCUCGUCUCUCCUCAAACGCCACCCGGACCUGCAGGAGGAAUUCUGGGAGUUUUUCCAGCAGCUUCACGGCCAGUCGUCGCCCCUAGCAACCAGCUCCGAGACCACAGAGACGGACCACGUUUCCCAGAAUCCUCCUGGCGGGAACAGGAAGAGAGUCGACCGUCAGACGUCUGAAGAGAGCGAGACAGGAAGUGACGGAGCGGAAGAGGAGGAGUCGGAGCGACCGGUUUGUGCCAAAAACAUCUCGAUGACGGCGACGGGAGAGAAAGUCGUGGUCUGGACCCGUGAGGCGGACCGUGCCAUCCUGACAGCCUGUCAGCAGAGAGGAGCCAAUCGGAAAACAUUCAGAUAUGUCUCCGCCCAGCUGGGAAACAAGACCGCCCAACAGGUGAGUCUUCGUUUCCACGACCUGAUCAAUCUUUUUCACUCCGCCUUCCAAAAGUCCACUUCCUGUUCCUCAGAGGGCCAGCCAAUCAGCACACAGGAAGCAGCCCUGGACUGAAUGCGGGUCCAAUCACAGAUGAGUCUGCUUUCGAUGACAAAGUGGACUUCAGAGCCGAGACUCUGAUCCAGAACCUGUGACGUUUCGGUUCCAGUUUAAACGCAAACACUGAAGUCCAGCAGAGGGCGCUCUGCGUCAAACUGUCCGUCUGCGGUCACUUCCUGUUUGAAAAGUAACUGUAGAGUUCUUCAGAGGGUUCGGCACUCUGAGGUCGAGACGUUCACGUUAACCCAUGAAGGUCUGAGCGACUGAAAGUGUUCAGCAACGGGAUUCUCGAGUUCAGUGAAGGUUACGUGUGAUGUGGAAAAGUCUCUAAACGUUGUAGCGUUCCGUUGUUCUGGAGACGCCAGCUGUUUCAAAAGGUGUCAGAAGUUCAAAGCAAACGAGUGAAAGUGAAUCAGCUCCGGAUUCAUUCAGGACGUUUCUAACAGCUUCAGUUAGAGUUCAUCCAGAGGAUUCAGGCUGUAGAGCGACUUCAUACAUCAAUAAUACAUUCACUUCAACGCUGUUCUGUCUUCAGAACCGUCAUUCGAGAUGUCACCGGAUCUGUUCCAUCCAGGUUUAACUGGGACGGAUUCUAGAUUCAACGAGUCGCCGUGAAGUCUGGCAGCUGUGGGGCAGCUGUGGGGCAGCUGUGGGGCAGCUGUGCGGCAGCUGUGUGGCAGCUGUGGGGCAGCUGUGGGGCAGCUGUCUGGCAGCUGUGCGGCAGCUGUGCGGCAGCUGUGGGGCAGCUGUGGGG